AUGGACACUAGUCGUUCUCUCAGCAGUGUUUCUUGGGUUGAGGAUAUACUGCAAGAUAUCCUACACGUAUACAAAGAUUCGAAUCGAGGACAUUAUCCUGGUUGCCUCCUGGGUAAGAACUCCCAUUACUUGAAGAGUCACCUGGUCCUAGCAUCAGAUGCCGCCCUUAAUGAGUUCAUCAUCAAAUCCCGAUUCGGCCGACCCGACUUCCCUAUUACCGUCGACAACAUUACAGUAUUAGCUAUCGUCGGCCUUUCUUCCAUCACGUGUUCUUUUGUCGGUCAAGUCUGGAGCAAAACUGCGUUCGCUAUAUCGCUGUUACGAAUGUGCAAUGGGUGGAAAAAGGCCUUUGUGUGGUUUUCCAUCAUUUCUAUGAACGUUCUCUUCGCGUUCUCCUCUUUGUCGUUUUGGGUUGGGUGUGUACCGUUGGAGAAGAGAUGGAAGCCAUUCGCGGACGGAACCUGCUACGAUCUCAAGUGGGUUGUUUCAUUCGGAAUCUUCGUUAGUGUAUACUCUGGCCUCCUCGACAUCGCCUUAUCAAUCAUCCCAUGGCUCAUUCUUAUGCGGCCCAGGCCGGCCGAGGAGUCAUCUGGUCUUACUUUGAGCAAGAAGGAGAAGAUUGGUGUGUCUGUGGCUUUGAGUAUGGGAAUGUUGGCCGGGAUAGCGGCGUUUGUCAAAGCAUCGUACAUGCGCUCAGUAAAUGAUACCACUGGUGAUUUUUCUCGUAAGUUAAGACCCUUAACGUAUGAUCGGGAUUCAUCUAAUGCAAGUUACAGAUGGGGGAGCAGAGUUGGCCGUUUGGGCCGGGGCUGA
This is a messenger RNA of Colletotrichum scovillei, 813 nucleotides long. RefSeq lists its product as uncharacterized. The transcript has 4 exons. The record is from RefSeq and is a predicted model, not a curated record. The coding region runs from base 1 to 813 and encodes 270 amino acids. NCBI's taxonomy places the organism in Eukaryota, Fungi, Ascomycota, Sordariomycetes, Glomerellales, Glomerellaceae.